GGAACGACAGGUCUCAGGCCCCCAGGCGGGGCGGCGGGCACCGAGUCACCAGGCACAACCGUGGGCUCCGAGUCAACUGGGAUGACCGCUGGCACUGGGUCAGACAUUGGAUCGUCUGGCUGGACAGCGGGCAUCGGGUCACCAGGCAUCAGGUCAUUUGGCUCGACAGCGGGCACCGCGUCAUCUGGCAAGGCAGUGGGCUCCGAGUCAACAGGCACGACAGUGAGCACCGGGUCAUUUGGCUCGACAGCGGGCACCGGAUCAGGUACCGGAUCAUCUGGAUCAACAGCGGGCAUCGAGUCAACUGGCCUAAUAGGAUCGUCAGGCUGGAUCAGUUCAUCAUGCUGUGUAGAGGCAUCAGGCUGAAUGCCGGCGUCCGGCUGAGUAGAGGCUUCAGGCCGAGUAGAGGCUUCAGGCCGAGUAGAGGCUUCAGGCCGAGUAGAGGCAUCAGGCCGAGUAGAGGCAUCAGGCCGAGUAGAGGCUUCAGGCCGAGUAGAGGCUUCAGGCCGAGUAGAGGCAUC
Staurois parvus is the source of this 521-nucleotide messenger RNA. The record is from the annotation of a GenBank genome assembly. NCBI's taxonomy places the organism in Eukaryota, Metazoa, Chordata, Amphibia, Anura, Ranidae.